AGUCCAACGCGCUCAGUCCGCUGAGAUGCGCUCGCCGAGACGGUUGGGGCACGUGCCCCUGACACUGUUGCUGCUUUCGCUGCCGCUGCCGUUGCUCGCCGCGGAGAAAGACGGCCCAGAGCUGUGGGAGUCGGGCGACGUCGGCGGCGCGAUGCACGUGGACGGCGACGCGGCCUCGUUCGAGCGUGUGGAGCUGCGCUGCGGCGCGGACGCGAUGCAUGUGCGCGUGGCGACGGCGCGCGACUUCCGCGGCGUGCUGUACACGCGCGGCUCCUUCCACGAGCGCCGGCCCCCCUGUUUCCUGGACGCCGACGGCGGCACCCGCUUCUCCAUGCAGCUGCCGCUCGACGCCUGCAACGCGCUCAACGAGGGCGACGUGCGGUACCGCAACGUGGUGGUGCUGCAGCACGACGACGAGUUCGUGGCCCCCGGGGACGCCGCCUUCACGCUGGAGUGCGACUUCAGCCAGCCCCGGUCGGUAGCCGUCGCCGCAGACCUCAGCCCCGACAGCGGCAGCUCCGCAGACGGGAAACCCGUGCAAGUGAGCUCACGGAUCAGUCUGGUGGACCCAGAUCCCGCGUCUGACAGCCACAGGCAGCGCCGUGCUGAUGUUGACAGUGACUCUGAUGCUGUGUCUCUCACACCUGACGAUGUGCUGCGCCGACGCCGACGAAACACCUCCAGUAAGGAUGAGCUCUGACCCUGGACCAAAACACUCAGAUCCCUUGGGCAGACUCCAUUCCCUUUUAAUGAGGUGUGGUGGGCUUCUGACUGAAAGACAACAAUUAACUCUCGCAGGGCAUUUGGUGUGCAGCUAUCAAACACAUAAUGCAGAGAUCAACAUCAUUAAAAACAGAAUAUUUACAUACAAGCAGGCAAUUUGUAAUCAAAGAUGUUAAAUUGUUUCUACUUCCUAUAAAUCAGUAACUAAAUACACCUCAAGGACUGAGUCACAUGACUCAGUAAUGAGAGGAUUCAUUCGUUUCUUCAUAUUAGUGUUAAGGAUCAAUAGUCCUUCAUGUUUGCAUUUUCAGUCUCUGUAAAUUUCUUGCAGAAAGUCAUUUUCCUGCUUAGCCUGCAGUUUUAUUUUUGAAAUGAAGAAUUUAUUUUGUUAUGCAGAAAUUACCUAUUUUCUCCCCCCUUGGGCACUAUCAACCUACACCAGAAUAAAAACUGUUAUGCUUACAACAAAUUGUAUUCGACAUUUAAGUAUGUGGAGAAAGAGCAAUAUGUGAUAGAGUUCAUAAUAAGAGCUAUGCACAACCAUAGUAUGUGUGGGUACAAUCAUCACAGAUAAUAAGACCGUAAGUAAAAUGAAAAAAGUGCAACCAUUAAGUAGGUUUUGUCACUCUGUGAGCAUAAAUAACACAUAAAAAUAACUUAGCACAACUAUGAUGAUACACUUGUGAUACUACAUUGGUCGAAACAUAUCCUAUUUUAUUUUAACUCUGCUGAUUAGGGGUUUAUGGAGUCUCAACAUCUAAGGCCAUCUGUCUCCUGUCCAUCACAGAAUCAGUGUACCCAUCUGUCUGCAUCUAGAGUAAAUGCUGUGUGCAAGUGUCAUAAAGUUUUUGAAAUGUGAAGUGGGAUGCAGGUACCAGUCUGUAUUCACCUAGUGGGUUGUGGGAAACCACCCAGAAGCCAUAUCCAGGCUGAUUGGCACACUAGCCCUCAUCAUUAAUCUGUGAGCAGAUUCGAACCAUGGUCGUCACACUUUCCUGUGUCCUAGAAGUGGUCACUUUAACAUACUGCUAUCUAGGCUGGUUAUUUAAUUUUAAGAUGUUGAUCGUUUUAUGUGUGUCUUCACUCUAAUAUUUACACUUAUGUAUCUUAAUAUGUUUAUAUAUUCUGUUCAACGAGCAAACCCACAUUAGGGUUGUCCUUUUAACAAUGUACAUAUAGACUUCACACGUAGGACAGUUGUGCCCAUACUUAUAGUCGUGUUAAACUGCUACUAGGGGGCAGUCACCUGUUGCUUGUCUGCCAUAUUCAUUUUUUCAUCAUCUCGUCAGUAGCAAACCUAUAAGCAGAACUAUUUUGUAGCUUGGUAAUGCACAAGGGGAUGAAAUUAGCAGUUCUCAGGCACUGAAAUUUUAUUUGAAAAUAAAAUGCUACGUAUCAAAAUGAUUGCCUUUAAUAAACGUUAUUAAGGAACAA
Schistocerca americana (American grasshopper) is the source of this 2157-nucleotide messenger RNA. RefSeq lists its product as uncharacterized. Lineage: Eukaryota; Metazoa; Arthropoda; Insecta; Orthoptera; Acrididae. The transcript has 4 exons. The record is from RefSeq and is a predicted model, not a curated record. The coding region runs from base 26 to 700 and encodes 224 amino acids.